CCUCCCCCACCCCCUAGCUUCCUCAGAGCUGGACAGAGGAGCCAGAGGGAAAAUCCACCUUCUCAAGCACAGAAAUACCACCCACCUCACUCGACUACUUGUCAAGUUCACUACCAAUACAAAAGGGGCCCAGAAAAUCAAAAAAAAGAAUGUCGAGUGAUGAUAAAAAUAAAUCUAGUGACCCCAAGAAUGAGCCCAAGAACUGUGAUCCCAGAUGUGAACAAAAGUGUGAGGCCAAAUGCCAACCCAGCUGUUUAAAGAAGCUUCUGCAACGGUGCUCUGAGAAGUGUCCACGGGAGAAGUGCCCACCACCACCAAAGUGCCCACCAUGCCCCUCGCUGUGCCCCCCACCGUGCCCUCCUCCAUGCCCAGCUCCCUCCCCUCCCAAGCCCUGUGCCAAGCCCUGUCCUCCUAAAUGCCCACCACCCUGCCCACCCCCAGAGUGAGGCACCAAGGGUACCACUCGACCCAGUACCUCCAACAUCUUCACCAUGUUCACCAUCUUGGUGCUGAAACCUGAAGCCAUGAACUGACAAGUAAACAUAUUCCUCUGCUGUGCAAA
This is a messenger RNA of Panthera uncia (snow leopard), 562 nucleotides long. Its product is annotated as late cornified envelope-like proline-rich protein 1. The transcript is spliced from 2 exons. The record is from RefSeq and is a predicted model, not a curated record. Lineage: Eukaryota; Metazoa; Chordata; Mammalia; Carnivora; Felidae. Bases 150 to 446 code for a protein of 98 amino acids.